Vigna umbellata (rice bean) is the source of this 1346-nucleotide messenger RNA. Lineage: Eukaryota; Viridiplantae; Streptophyta; Magnoliopsida; Fabales; Fabaceae. The record is from RefSeq and is a predicted model, not a curated record.
AUCCAAAAAUAAAGAAGAGAGAAGCGAGAGAAUAGAAAAUAGAAAAAGAAAAAAAUUGGCGUUGAUUUGUUUUUCCUUUCAACGAAAGUCCGAACCGAACACGACAGGUUCAAGCUAUAGCAGUACCCAAAACCCUAGCUAAUCUCAGUAGUGAGUAAGUGAAACGCACUGUGUUUGUAGGACUUGAAGCGUGGCUGCAUUAAGUUAUCCGAUUCCAAGCUUACAAUUUCUUUCGGAUCUUUGCAAUGGCGGAAUCAUUGCAAUCUCUCGUUUCCCUCUCAGAAUUGGUUUCCACUUCCUCCACUAACCAACGUGUUAGGAUAUUCCGUCGCGAAAUUCCCGCGUUCUUGAGUUCCUACGCCUCAGAAAUGUCAACCGAGCUCGCUUCGCUACUUACCGAUAUAGUGUUCCGAACGGUUGCGAUUUACGAUGAUCUCAGAUCGAGGAAAGCGGUCGAUGAAGUGAUUGUGAGAGCGUUAGGGGAAGAGGUGUUCAUGAAGACCUUCGCAGGAGCUCUAGUUCAGAAUAUGGAAAAGCAAUCCAAGUCUCAAUCUCAUGUUGGAUGCUAUAGACUUCUCAGUUGGUCGUGUUUACUUCUGAGCAAGAGCCAGUUCGCCGCGCUUUCCAAGAAUGCUUUGUGUAGAGUGGCUGCGGCGCAAGCUUCUUUGCUUAGUAUAGUCUUGCAAAGGUCUUUUCGUGAGGGAAGGGCUUGCAGGAAAAAAUUUUUCCAUUUGUUUUCCCAGUCACUUAAUAUCUAUAAAGUCUACAUGGAAGAGCUGAGAAAUGGACGAAUUCCUUUCAAGGAUUGUCCUGAAUUAUUAAUGUUCUUGCUGGAGUUCUCAUUUCAAUCUCCCUCUUUAGUUGUGGAAUUCAAGCCAACGUUUCUUGAUAUAUAUGUUAGUGCGAUACUGAGUGCAAAAGAAAAGCCUGGAAAGAGUCUUACUGAGGCAUUUCGUGUUCUUUAUUUGCAAAUGUCACAUGAAGAUUUUCAAAAUAUUGUUGUACCAUCUUCUGUUAAAAUGCUAAAACGCAAUCCGGAGAUUGUGUUGGAGUCUGUUGGCAUUCUUUUGAAGUCUGUUAACCUUGAUCUGAGUAAAUACGCAGCUGAAAUUCUUUCAGUAGUAUUAGCACACAGUCGGCAUGCUGAUGAAGGGAGGAGGGAUGGGGCACUGUCUAUAGUCAGGAGUCUGAGCCAAAAAUCUAGUAAUCCAGAUGAUUGGAACAAUGUUCAAUGCUAUCAAGCUGUUAUAAAGGUAUUAAAUUGCCUUAUGUUGGUAUAUUUGGUGGUUAUAUGCCAGUUAGACCAUUUGGUGAUGUGGGGGUUAUCUUGAUUUUUGGUUGACAAU